Messenger RNA from Drosophila biarmipes, 3343 nucleotides. RefSeq names its product poly [ADP-ribose] polymerase (gene Parp1). The record is from RefSeq and is a predicted model, not a curated record. Gene Ontology annotation, cellular component: nucleus. NCBI's taxonomy places the organism in Eukaryota, Metazoa, Arthropoda, Insecta, Diptera, Drosophilidae. Gene Ontology annotation, molecular function: NAD binding; zinc ion binding; NAD+ poly-ADP-ribosyltransferase activity. The coding region runs from base 312 to 2477 and encodes 721 amino acids. The transcript is spliced from 6 exons.
UCAUUCCGCUUUAGCCAAGAAUUUGCCUUUUGCUUACUCAUUUAGUUAGUAUAUGUUCAAGCAUAAGUGUGCCUAAAUAAUAAUAAUUAAAUCCAUUUAUUAAUUAACAAAUCAUAAUAUUACUGAAAAUGUCUCUUACGUUGGUGUCCGGCUGAUUGAAAAGGAACCAGUCAUAAAAGAAUUUUUGGCCCUUUUUAUUGUGGUGUGAAAUACCCUCAAUGUGAAUCGAUUAAUAUUACCUUAAUUCUUUAACAUAACAUCCCAUCUACUUUUCCGUGAAAUAAAUAUUGACAAAAAAAUAAAAGCUAAUUAUGGAUAUUGAAUUACCAUAUAUGGCUGAGUAUGCUAAAUCGGGGCGAGCCAUUUGUAAAGGAUGUAAAUGUUCUAUCCCCAAAGAUAAUCUACGCAUUGCUGUGAUGAUUCAAUCUGCCUUUCAUGACGCAAAAGUGCCGAACUGGUUUCACAAAAGCUGUUUUCUUAAGUAUCAACGUCCUGGCUCUGUGGGAGUCAUACAAAAUUUUGGAAACCUUCGAUUUACUGAUCAAAAAGAAUUGACUGAUCUUAUUGAGGGAGUUAUACACGCCGAACCGGGACAAAAACGAUCCAAAUCAGCGAACCUGGUACUAAAAGAUUUUGGAAUCGAGUAUGCAAAAUCUAGCCGGUCGACAUGCCGCGGAUGUGAACAAAAAAUAAAUAAAGAUCAAGUUCGCCUACGCAAAACUGUGUAUGAUACUGAAGUUGGAAUGAAGUAUGGCGGCCAGCCUCUUUGGCAUCAUUUGGACUGUUUUGCUCAAUUGCGCACUGAGCUUGGGUGGUUUGAUUCUGGAGAAAAUAUGCUUGGUUAUACAAGUUUAAAGAGUAAAGACCAAAAAGAAAUUAAAAACAUUCUUCCUGCUAUUAAAUCUGAAGAAUUACCAGACGCCAAAAAAAUUAAAAUAGAAUUAGCAGACAAAACUGAUGGAAAUGAAGAACAUCUUUUGAAAAUUCAAAAUGAUACCUUUUUUAAGUUUCGCGAUGAACUUAAAAGCAUAAUAAAGAAAGCGGACAUUAAAAAACUUUUGGAGAUCAAUAAUGUACAGCCUAUAACUGGUGACUCUGAAAGGUUAUUAGAUCAAGCGGCAGAUUUACUUACUUUUGGUGCUAUCGAGUCUUGCUCUGAAUGCGCCAGCUCUCAAUUUAUUUUUAAUAGAAAUGGUUAUAUAUGUAACGGAAAUCUCUCUGAGUGGACCAAGUGCACUAAGUUGGUAGCAAAACCAACCAGAUCCGCAUGCCAAAUUACGAAAGAACUAAGAGAAAGGUAUCCGCUCUUAAAUUUAGUAAGAAAACUACCAUCAGAUCGCAUUAUUCAAAACUUUCCUCCCAGUGAAGGAACAUUCCUAAAAAAUUCAAGCAUGAAGGGGAACACUGAGGAAUUUGAUGGUCCGAAACUAACCCGUAAAAAACCUCCGCUACACAAUCAAAAUUUUUCAAUUAUAGGCUUGAAAGAUCAGCAAAAUGAGUUAAAGGUACGAAUAGAAAAAUUCGGUGGCAAAUGCGAAACAAAAAUAUCUGCAAACACAAUAGCAAUAAUAUCAACAGAGCUAGAAGUGAAUAAAAAAUCUAAACGUAUGCAGUCAGCACAGGAGCUUGGCAUACAUAUUGUACCUAUUGAGUAUUUGGAUUUUGUAGAAGCUGACCCAGAAGGAGCUAUUGAUUAUAUAAAAACCACAAGUAUUUGUAAUUGGGGAACAAAUCCAGCAGCAAAUAUUUCUCAAGCUAUGGAAAACAGUUCAAAAUUUAAAAGUAUAUAUAAAAAAUCUAUUCCAAUAUCAAGAACGUUUAAAGUAAAAGAUGGACUUGCCGUUGAUCCUGAAAGUGGGCUUGAGGAUAUCGCCCAUGUGUAUGUAGAGGGUAAAAGCAAUUACAAUAUUGUGCUUGGCUUGACUGACAUUCAGCGAAAUAAAAAUUCUUAUUACAAACUACAACUCUUGGAGGCAGAUAAAAUGUCAAAAUAUUGGAUUUUCCGAUCAUGGGGACGAAUUGGGACUAGUUUUGGAAGCUCAAAGAUUGAGGAGUUUGACACAAGUGACUCUGCCAAAAAAAAAUUUAAGGAAGUUUAUGCUGACAAAACUGGGAAUGAAUUCGAUAAACGACACAGUUUUGUUAACAUUGCUGGUUGUAUUUACCCAAUAGAAAUUCAAUAUGAUGAUGACCAAAAGUUGUUAAGAAAUAGCACACUUUUUAUUAAUUCUAAGUUAGACCCUUCUUCGCAAAAUUUAAUAAUGCUGAUGUUUGAUGUUGAUUCUUUGAAAAGAACAUUGAUGGAGUUUCAUAUUGAUAUGGAUAAAAUGCCGUUGGGAAAGCUUAGUGUCCAUCAGAUAAAAGCUGCGUAUAGCGUGAUAAAUGAAAUUUUUAAAUUAAUAGAAACAGGAACCACUAAUUCAAAACUUAUUGAUACUACAAAUAGAUUUUAUACGCUAGUUCCACAUAACUCUUGAGUUCAAUCUCCAAUAUUAAUUCAAACACACAAUCAAGUCCAAGACUUGCGCCAAAUGCUUGAUUCAUUGUCAGAGAUCGAAGUUGCUUACAGCUUAAUUAAAAGCGAAGAUGCCACUAAUAAUAUUAAUCCAGUAGAUCAUCAUUAUGAACAGCUAAAGGCUCAAUUAUACCCACUGGAUAAGAAAAGUGAAGAGUUUACCAUUCUAAGCCAAUAUGUUAAAAACACUCAUGCUGCUACACAUAGUUCGUAUGCUUUACGGAUUAUAGAUGUGUUCAAAGUAGCUCGUCAAGGAGAAGCAAGGCGUUACAAACCAUUUAAGAAGCUACAUAACAGAAAAUUAUUAUGGCAUGGAUCUCGUUUAACCAAUUUUGUUGGUAUUUUGUCGCACGGCUUAGAAAUUGCCCCUCCAGAAGCGCCACCAUCGGGCUAUAUGUUUGGCAAAGUUAUUUAUUUUGCUGAUAUGGUGUCAAAAUCAGCAAAUUAUUGUUGCACAAAUCAAGAUAACACAACUGGGCUAAUGCUUCUUUCUGAAGUAGUUUUGGGUGACAUGAUGGAAUGCACAUCAGCAAAAUACGUCAAAAAAUUACCAAAGGAUAAACAUAGCUGCUUUGGCCAUGGGCGCACAAUGCCAGAUCCCAGUGAAAGCUAUUUUAGAAAUGAUGGUGUUGAAAUACCAAUAGGCAAAGCAGUUACUGAUACAAAUUUGGAUUCAUCAUUAUUGUACAAUGAGUACAUAGUAUAUGAUGUUGCGCAGGUUAAUGUUCAGUAUUUGUUUCGCAUGGAAUUUAAGUAUAAUUAUUAAGUAAGUGUAAAGAAAACUAUUUUUCAUGUAGUUAAUAAAUAAAGAGGAUAUUUAAUUUAAAA